GGUGACACCAAAAGUUACAAGGGCCUAUGAAAACACAGUACUUCCAGACCAAUGUCCUGUGAAGAUAUACCAGAAAUUCAUGAGCCUAAGACCAAAAACCGGAAAAUGCAGUGCAUUGUACCUAAGGCCAAAGAAGACCCCCAGCCCGGACUGUUGGUACUGUGAUUCUCCACUGGGUGUACAUAUCUUGCAGCAGACAGUGGGGAAGUUGUGUGAGGAGGCUGGAUUUAAAGGAUAUUUCACUAACCAUUCCCUACGAGCGACUGCUGCGACACGCCUCUAUAAGGCAGGAUUCGACGAACAAUUAGUGGCAGAAAAAACUGGACAUCGGUCAGCGGCCAUUCGUUCAUAUAAGCGUACAUGUGAUGCGCAGCUGGCAAAUGUUAGCAGUGUUGUGCAAGGAAUUGAAAAUAUGGCAUCACCAGUGAAAAAAUUAAAACUUGCUGACUCCAGUAAUACUAAUACUAAUAAUAGGGAGUUAUCUGUUAGCGCGGGUGAGGUGUCAUUUACCCUAAGAUUCUAAAAGGGAGUACAUUGUAUCUGUAACAGUGGAUUUACCUGUAUAUAUCCAGUGGA
Molecule: messenger RNA, 576 nt
Organism: Mizuhopecten yessoensis (Yesso scallop)
Lineage: Eukaryota; Metazoa; Mollusca; Bivalvia; Pectinida; Pectinidae
Exons: 2
Coding region: 80-523 (147 amino acids)
Biological process (GO): DNA integration; DNA recombination
Molecular function (GO): DNA binding
Source: RefSeq, a predicted model, not a curated record